Messenger RNA from Prorocentrum cordatum, 4536 nucleotides. The record is from the annotation of a GenBank genome assembly. NCBI's taxonomy places the organism in Eukaryota, Dinophyceae, Prorocentrales, Prorocentraceae.
AUGCAGGGCGCGCAGGACUCUUUGUCCUACGAGCUCCUGCUGCACAAGUUCUCCGACCAGCAAGGGGGCGACCGCUCCACCGACGACGCCUCCACCGAGGCGGCGACGACCGUCGGCCCGGAGGGCAGCAGUCCCAGCUCCGCCAGCGUGGCGGACACCGAGAGGGGCACGGACGCCGCCAGCAGUACAGCCCUCUCGGGGCAGGCGAGGCUGAGCACGGUCGUUCUCCACAACGUGCCUGUGAACGGCCCCGACGCGGACGCCGGCCUGUGCGAGGGCGUCCGCCGCCUGUGCGAGGCGGCCUUCGGCGAGGACUGCCUCCAUGACAUAACCAAGAAGUCCAAGUGGCAGCUCUCCAUGCUGGUUUCCAGCGACCUAGCCAGCCUCUACGGCUUCAUCGUCACCAAGGUGGCCAACGGCACCCUCUCCAUCGCCAAGCUGGCCGUGGCCCCCGAGCUUCGUGGCCAGGGGCUGGGCAGGCGGUUCAUGGACGAGGUGCUGAAGGCGGCCAAGAAGCGCGGCGACGUGUACGAGGCUUGCCUGUCGUCCAGGGGCACGGCCGUGAGCUUCUACAAGCGCCUCGGUUUCAAGGCAGACACGAGCGUCAGGCUGAAGGUGGAAUUCGAGGUUGAGGAGGGGCAGGUCUACAUGGAGAAGCGGCUGCGACAGCGGCCGCGGACGCACGCCAGCGCCCCCAAAGCCCGGCGGCAGCCGGUGAGACUGGGCAUCAGAAGUCCUUGCCUGCAGCUGCCGGCCGGCAGUGGCAGGCGCGAGGUUUCCGAGCGCCACACGGGCGUGCGGGGGGAGCAGGCGAGUGGAGCGGCGAAACCGGACGUACCGGUUGGGUACCGGCCGAGGGCCCAGACGUCCAAGCUCUCCGUGUCCCAGGUCACCGAUGCUCGCGGCUGCUGCCAGGCAGCGUCGCACCUCCUGCUCCAGGACCUCGAGCGCCGUUUCGGGCAGGGCGGCGUCCGCCCUCGCCCGCGGCACGCCGGCUGGCAGGGCACCGAGUGGGCGGUCAUGCGCGGAUCGACGCUGUGGUGCUGGCACCGGGCCGCAGGCUUGCGUGCCUCGCUGUACGACGCAAGCCGGCGCAUGGCCGACCCUCUUGGUGGGGGCGGCCACCCGUUUGCAGCUCUGCGGUGGGUGCGGUCGGCGCUCGCUCUUCGCAGGACACGCGACGGCUGUGCCCCGUUCACCGGAAUCCCGAUCUCCCUGCUGGGCCCCAGCGACGGCGGUCCCCCUGCCCGUGCCACCCGGCGGUCCCGCGCGAUCGAGCGCGGCUUCCUGAUCCCAUGGCCGGAACCGACUCGCCGCUGGGUAUCGGUGCCGCUCUGGCUCGUCGCUGGCGCCAAGACCAUCGUCAAGUCCUUGGAAGUGCACGCCCAGCACGACGUCGACACGGGGAUGCCCCACCACUCGGCGAGGCUGGCGACGCUCGCCGCGAUGUCGCACUCCGACCCGAAGGAGCGCAACGCCGCGACGCUCAUCCACAAGAAGGCCAACCGCGCGAAGCACGAGGUCGGGAAGCUCGCCCUGGAGCGCGCCAUCGCUAUUCCUCCUGUCGCUGCUGAUGGUCCCUUGCCGCCAAGUGACAUUGAUGCCAUCAAGUCCGCGCUGACGGAGAUGCACGCCGCGCUCGCAGCCAGCGAACAGCAGGCACUCGAAGCCAGACGGGAGCUCGCUGACCUUCAUGAGCAAUGCGCUGAGCAGAAGAUCACCCAGCAGAAGCACCUAGCCACGAUCAUCGACGCGUCCGCGAGCCAGUUCAACCUCCUCGCGAACCAGCUGCAGGACGCGACCACGACCCAGUUCACCAGCCUCGCGUACCAGCUGCAGGAGCUUGCGAAGAAGGCGCCCACGACCGACUCCGACGAGCCGCACGCCGUCCUCGGCCUGCCGACGCCGCGCAAGAACAAGCUGCAGGUCGCGUCCACGAGCCAGCUCACCUGCCUCGCGAACCAGCUGCAGCCGAACAGGCCGACGGCCCACAGCCACGAGCUCUCGGAACUGGUGCUGGCAGAGCAGACGCCCACGACCGACUCCACCGAGCCGUACGCCGUCCCCAGCCUGCCGACGCCGUCCAAGCUGCCGAACGUCCCGCCGACCAUCGACCCGCCGACCGCCGUGGCCGCGACCAUCGAGGCCUCCAUUCCGAGCCGCGGUAGCUCUCUACAGCCCUGCUGUUCGGAGCGUCCGCUGCUUGCGCAUUCAGGUUCUCCCCUCCCCGUGCGGAACGAGCUGUGCAAACCGCCCAACGACCCUCCCGCCUUCUACGUGGACUCCGACGCGCUCGAACCGCUGAACGCCCUGUACGCCACCCACGUCCGCGACGUGAAUCCCGACGCGCCCGCGAUGUCUGUUCCCAUCGUGCCGCUGGACGCCGAUGCCGCGCAGCUCUGCGCGCCCGCCUCCUCCGACACGCUGCACAACAGAAUCCGCGCCCUGCUCCGCAAGAACGGUCACGUCGGCUACCGCACGGUCCACAAGCAGCUGAAUGCGGACGAGAGCUUCCCCAAGAUUUCGUUGAAUAAGGUACAGAACGCCAUGAACAUGCUGCGCCAGGCGCACGUCGCAACCUCCCUGAUCCCGUCCCGCAUCGCGCGCUCGCUGGAGGAAAACCUGACGCUGGAAGACACGUUGGAGGACAUGUCGCUGGAGGACAUGUACACUCUCGCCCUGUGCCACGGCUACCUUGACAGCUACUCCGACUGCGACUCCACAGCUUCUGGCUGGUCUCACGCGGACUGGGCCGACGACUUCAACGCACACCACCAGCAUUCGAGCGCAAGCGGAACGACAUCCGAUGACGAGAACCUCGUAUGCCCGCGCUGCCUCAACGACGUGCCCCACCAGACGUUCUGCCUCAAAUGCGCCUGGCCGCAGAGCUCGGACAUAGAGUACGCCACCUACAUCCUCAACCAGCCGACGUGCGACAAGGACUACAUCGUGCCCCACAUGCUGGGUCUGCUCCGCGCCCUGCCCGACGACGAGGACUGCCACGCGACCAUCCUCGCGCUGGAGCAGCGCUGCAAGACCAUCAAGCAGGACACGAUGAGUGCCGCGUCGCCCCGCCGCUGGCUGGCGGCCGCGUGGAGCUCCACCACGGGGCCCACGUCAGCCAGCGCCCCCGCGGCUGCCGUCUGUGACGAGCUGGCCAUCGCGUUCGAGACGAACUGCCCUGCCGUGGCGGUGUGCUGCGCCUCGCGGGCAGUGGGGUCCGAGAGCGGCGGCGACGAACGCGCGGGCGACGCGAGGAGGGCGGCCGCCCCGCCGGAGGCGGCUGGGCGUCACUCACUCGGGGCCCAGGGCGCCGACGCGCACGGCGCCAAGAAGUGCCGGUUGUUCCUUAGGCUCUGGCUCCUGCGGCGGCGCCGGCGGGGCAUUCUCUGCCGGCGCCGAGACGCCGUGGCGGCGCAGUUGCUCGGCGAGUGCGUCCUCGCACACCCGACUGGUCUCGGCCGCGACGCGCGUCUGUGCAACGCACGGAUGGGCGGGGCAGAGUUUAAUUUGCCGUUGGGCUGCAACGUCCAUUGGACCAGCAUGAGCGUGUGGGCCCUGGCUGGCCCUGGGUUUGGACUGUACGUCAACCUGGGCAAAACUGUCGUGGUGCUUCUCAGUAUGAGUAUGGCUGAUUUUCUGGCUGCGCUGGAGGUCCUAGGGUUGAAAGCUCCUGGUCUUAAGUUCGAGGCUCACGGGAAGUACCUCGGGGUUCGUCUGGGUCCUGACAGUAUUGACGCGUCCUGGGAGCCCGCCCUUCAGAAGUUCGUCCGCCGCAUCAACCUCAUCCACGGCCUCGGGUUAGGGCUCACCAAAACUGUCGCCCAGUAUAACAUGAUCGCGUUCUCUGUGCUCGCCUUUCUGUGUCAGCUGGUGCCGACUACUCAGAGGUGCCUGAAGCUUGAGAGGGCUGGGCUCCAGAAGCUCACGAUGGGUCCUGACAAUGCCGUGACACCUAAGAUGAUGAUGGGCCUCACGCAGCUCGGGUUUCCUCUAGAUGCGCGCUCUCUUGCACUCGUCAGCCGCGCGGCCAUGUACCGUGCAGCCUCAUACUCGCUGGCCUUUUUUGAGAUUCGGAACGACCUGAGCGCUUUCGAAGCCAGGUUUCAGCAGGUCGUGCGAAGGCGGCCCGACCUGAACCAGCUCGUGGGCACGGCUCCGCAGACGGCGCCCCAGCCUGGCCCGAGGACAAUGCGCAAAACGAAGGCGGCCAGUUCCGACGGCAACCUCGUCAACGCGGGCCGCCUCUCCAUCAGCAGCAUGCUGAAGCCCGAGGACAUCAGCGGCGACGAGGGCGUCGGCGGCGGGGUGUUCCAGCACCAGCCCGUGGAGAGCAGGGGCAUGAUGCACGGCACGCGCUGCUGCUACGGAUGGGACGACCACGGCCACGCGGUGCGCCGGGAGGGCGCCAAGAUGUCGCACGCCGUCCAUUCCCCCGCCAUGCGGGCUCACAAGGACUUCCCGUACAUCAAUGGCCGGCUGGCGCCGGCCUCGAGGUACCGCCGCAACCACUCCAACGACCAGGCGGAGGCUUGA